This is a messenger RNA of Mercenaria mercenaria, 2423 nucleotides long. RefSeq lists its product as uncharacterized. The record is from RefSeq and is a predicted model, not a curated record. Gene Ontology annotation, biological process: protein modification by small protein removal. Gene Ontology annotation, molecular function: peptidase activity. The coding region runs from base 5 to 1453 and encodes 482 amino acids. The transcript has 10 exons. NCBI's taxonomy places the organism in Eukaryota, Metazoa, Mollusca, Bivalvia, Venerida, Veneridae.
UUACAUGUUUAUUUCGACACCGGUGGAACGUAAACAUUGGAAAAAAGAGUACCUGGUAAUUUAUUUUCUCAAAGCAAGAAUGGCAUCGGAUACAUAUGAUGUGAAAGUGUACAUAUACGAUCUUUCACGAGGAUUAGCAAGAACUAUGUCCCAAGCCUUUCUAGGAAAGCAGUUAGAAGGGAUAUGGCAUACAGGCAUUGUAGUUUAUGGCAAGGAGUAUUUCUUUGGAGGAAUGGGAGGUAUAGAAUGGUGUUCUCCAGGUGGAACAGUGUUAGGUCAGCCAACCACAAUUCAUAACCUAGGACAGACCCAGAUUCCCUAUGAAAUGUUUAUGGACUAUCUACAUGAUUUAUCCCAGACAACUUUCAGAGGAGAGUGUUACCACUUACUAGAUCAUAAUUGCAACACCUUCAGUUCUGAGGUAGCUCAGUUUCUCACUGGCAAUGAUAUACCAGCAGUGAUCACUGGACUUCCUGCAGAGGUCAUGAGCACUCCAUUUGGUCAAAUGAUAAGGCCAUUUAUUGAUGCUAUGUCAGUUCAGCCAACUGGAGGUCAUGCUGUGUUUUCUGAUACACCAUCCUCACAGUCAAACACAAAAGCUCCGCCCACAACGAGUCAGCCAAGCAGCACAGCUCCACCUCCAUCUAGCCAACCCAGCCAAUCACAGAAUCCUAACAGUUCACAGACCACAAGGAAAGAAGCACAACAUGACAAGGAGAAGAGUAAACCAUUUGUAUAUGCUACGGAAAUCGGAAGUCCUUCUUAUUGGUGUUCAUCUGAGUUAGGUCUUUCAUCUGCUGUUCAAGGUCAUUUUAAAGAAAUUUACGAGUUUCUGUCACAAGCAGACGACAGUUGGAGUCUUGGUCGUGAUCACAUGACGAUGCUAUGUAGACUGGUUCUAGGUCAUGAUAAAGGAUGUGAGAUAUAUGCACUUCAGUUGCUGUGUAGACUGGUUUUAAAAGAGGAUAUUGUCCAGCUGAUCUCUCAUGAUCAAAAAUCAAAGUUUCCAGAUAUUCUUGAUCAUUUUGAAAACUUCACAGAACAAAUAAAGAUUAGUUUAAUAAGAAUGUUAACAAAUUGUUGCAGCCUGGUAUCAGGACAUUCAUUAUUACAUGAUAAAUAUCGACAGAGGACCAACAAUAUUUGUGUAUCUGGUUUGCUGUCAGAUAAUGAGGAGAUGACAAAACCAGCAAUAGCCCUCAGUUAUAACCUCAGUUGUAGAAAGUUAUCAGAAGAUUCAGAAUUAGAAAUAGGGAGCGCACUGUUAAAUUGUAUGGAGAAAGAUCUGGAUGAGCAAACAGCGUUCCAUCUGUUGACAGCAGUUCUGCACAUGAUGGAGUCUAAUGAACAGGUAAAGGGUCUAGCAGGAGUUCUUGGUGUCAGUGUUGCCAGUUACAGAACAAAAUCUGACAGAAUAACUAAAUUGUGCGAUAAUAUAUCUGUUCUGUUAUGAAAUUUUCAACUGGACAGUACCAUCCUUGUUAAGACUGACAACAACAUAAUCUUCACGGAACAUAUGCGUACCAAAACAGAUAUAUCUGUAUUGAACUGAAGUGAUGAUUCAAGAGCAGUUACAUGUUAAAAUAUUUUGGAUGAUUUAUAAAAUAACAAAACUGUUCACAGUUAUUUGAUAAAGAAUUCUAAAAGUCUACACGACUCUGAAAAUCAGUAAAAUUUCAAGGUGUUUCUUGUCAAUGUUUUCGUAUAAAUGUUGAUAUUGUUUUUGUAUGUAUUAUAUCUGCCUCUUGUUGACAGUAAGUGUGAGCAUACAUGUAUCAUUAUUAAAGAAAAGCAGUCAAAUUGAAGAAAUUAAGCAAUACUAGUACUUUAUUAAAUGUUGAUUUACAUGUACUAGUUUUAAUAUUUGUACAGCAUCUUAAACAAUUGAAUAUUUGAACCUUGGGGUCUGAGCAAUGGUCAGGUUUGGACACAUUUAGUAAAAUAAUAACAGAAAUGCAAAUGUCCUUGCCUGAAAUAAAGACAGGAGGAGCAUCUUGGCACUUUCUCCAUAGUUGAAGAAGGACGAGCGUAAUAACAAAAUUUACUGCUGGGACAAAAAGGCAACAACCGUUCAGAUACUGUUUCUUCUUAGUACACAUGACAGACAGAAACUUGAGGAAUGUGCUUGAGAAACUCUCUUUAAAACAUUGCGAACAGCCAGACAGUGGCCAGUUACUGACUUGAAACAAUUAAAAUCAGGAACUAACUGUGAUGAGAUAAAUUGACAGUAUCUUAUACGAUAUUCAGAUCAACUGUGAUAGAUGUUUACUGAACACAUUUUAUAUAUUCAUCAGAAUUAUCCUUUUUAUGUUACCCAUAUUUACACACUUUUGUAAAUGAAUUAUUUAUUAUAUGGAGAUUAUAAUUUCUGAUUUACAUUGAGUUAUUUGCGAGAUUUAGAGAAAUAAAAUUCCAAAAAGUUU